AUGCCGACUCUGCGGCGGAUCGUACUACUCCUUCUCGGCUUCUGUGCCGUCGCCGUGCACUGUACCGGUCGAGCUGUCCCAAAGACUGCGAAGCGCGGCGUCGGCGACCUAUUGGGAGGCGGGUCCGAACCUCCCGCACAAGCACCACCUUCAGCCCCGCAGCCCCAGCCCGCCGCACAUCAACAGCGACCUGAACAGCAUCUCGAGGAACAACCCCUUCAGCAGCAUCCUGGCGAGCAGCACUCUGGUGAAACCGAGGCCAAAGCUGAACAAGCAGGCUUAUUGGGCAAGAUAGUUGCUGGGGAGCAACAUACGACCACUGCAAUAAGUUCUGGAUCUUCGACCGCGACGAACACGGCUACGACAGCACACACUACCGCCAAACCUACCCACGUAGCAGAGCCAACCACCCCGCCGGCUGCGCCGCCCCCGACGCCGGCUACAUCAUCUACAUCAGCAACAUCGACGCCGACUCUCCUAGGGGAUCAAGCCACCCAUAAACCGGGUGUCGACUGGCAUGUCGCCGCGAUUGCCUCCAUCGUCGUGACCGCUGUGGGCAUUGCCAUCCUCGCGGCGCUGUUCUGGGACACUUGGACUCGUCUAGCAGCUGAUGUGUGCUGUGGCCGCCGCCGCCGUGCGAAGAAGGACAAGGACGGCGAGGAGCUUGUGCCAGACUGGACGCGCGGGAGCUGGGGGUACAGCUUGAAAGGCGCGAUCGGCGGCGGGUUCCCCGUGUUCAAUACCCCUCCAAUCGGGCAUAACAUGGCAGGCACUGGUUCGGGCAUGGGUGGACGUGCGGCGUUUGUGGCUGCUGAAGAGGUCGUGGGCAGUCCUCCAUUACCGCCGCCUCCGCCUCGCAUGCCGCGCAUGCGAUCGCCUGCUAUGCCUACGCGCGACUGGUCCUAUAACCCUAGCGUCAACGCCGCUGGCUUAGGCAUAGGUGCACCGGGCCUGACAAGGAGUCGGUCAACCGCGAAUCGCGCGAGGAGUGAUAGUGAUGGGAAAGCGCUGCCCAAUCCUCAUGGCGAAGACCCGUUUGCGACACCAAAGCAGGAAGAUUACAAGGCACCAGGAAGGGCUGCCGACGAGAAGGAGAAGAACGAGGACGCGUACGGCGGUGUAAUCUGA
Molecule: messenger RNA, 1128 nt
Organism: Peniophora sp. CBMAI 1063
Lineage: Eukaryota; Fungi; Basidiomycota; Agaricomycetes; Russulales; Peniophoraceae
Source: the annotation of a GenBank genome assembly